CUUGUCGAUGUAUCUCCACCUCUAAAAGCCAACUCAGCUGAAAGUGAACGAAAUUUUUAUACACAAAAAAUAAAGCUGCAGCGCUAUAAGAUAAAUUCACCUGUUAAUUCGAGUCCUAAAACAAUGCAAAAUGCGGCUGGGCAACGGGAAAGCGAAAAUGCAGCCUCUGCUGAGUGACUUGCUGCUCUUGAGCGCCCUGGCCAUCUGCUGUCUUCCCUCUUUGACGUGGGCUUCGAGUGGAGUACUCUCAGACAAGCGACUGUGUGCUGACCCAAAAUGUGAACAAAUUAUCUCAACGGGCAUUGCAAAAAUCAGCUAUUUGUCCGGCGGUGAAGGGUUGAUCCCGUUUAAAAUCAACGCCCCCAUUCGUGUUCUGUCCAAGAGCGCCGGAUCCAACAUGAAGCUAUGGGGAGUCGAAAUUGGUGGACGUCGCGGAUAUGCGAAUAAGGAUUUCAUUAUGGAGAAGAAGGUGAUAGUGCCGGACAAGAAUUUAUUGUACGAACUGCCAGUUGUGGGUCCUGGAAGUCCUACGCCCGAAGCGGUGCCGAGUAUAGCAGCGGAACCGGUAGUGGUUCCUGGAAGUCCUGUGCCGGAGGAGAAGCCGAGUAUAGUAGCGGAUCCUUUGCAGCCCGUUCUUAACGCCUCCGAGCUAGUGGAUGAAUUGCUUACGACUACCACAUCACCGCUGGAUGUUAAAGUGGAAUCCAUUGUGGUGGAUCAAGGAUCUUCCGUUAAUCAGCAGGCACCCAGUCCAACGGCAACUACCCAGGCCCAAGUACAACUUGUGGAUGGCACCGAGCUGCCGUUGGAAGUCACACCGGCAGUAACCGAGAGCAUCCCUACUCCCGUUGAUGCAUCGAAAUUAGAAGCGGCCUCAGCAGCUGUUGAAACGAAAGAGCCGCAAGAAGCCGCAGCCGUGGUGGUUGAUACCAAAGAAACUCCUGAGGCUACUGAAGCCCCAAAAUUUGAAGCUCCAGCGGACAAAGAAGAGGUUAAAGUGCCUGCAACCGGAACUGAGGAGUCAUCACAACUGCCUGCAGCUAUCAACGCUGAACUUGAAGACGACGAUUUCGAUUACGAGGAGGACGAAGAAGACGAAAACGAAGAAGCGAACGAUGAUGAUAUAAACGCAGAUAGCAAUGAUAACGAAUCGUUAAACGAGAAACUGAUCGAUAAAAAAGCAAUUAAUGUUAGUGAACCGAUCGACCCGAAACUGAACGCUACGGAGCAGACUGAUAACCUGGAGAAUGCAAAGCAGAAAUUGCAGGAGGAGCAGGUGGAAGAGAAGCCCAUCGAGAAAAACGUAAAACCUGAGCUGCCUACUAUUUUUGAUAAGAAAGACGAGACCGGUUCUCCAAAUGUGGUACCAGCGGAAAUCGUAAAUUCCACUGAGGUGCCAGAAAUUGUUUCAGAAGUGCACUCUACCGAAACUGUAAGCAGUGAAGUACCAAAACACACUGGAGCCACUGAGACAGAUUCUGAACAGCCUGAGAAAAACGAAAAAGAAGAAAUAGUUCCUCUCUCAGCAGAGGUUCGAACCGAACCAGAAACUGAAAAGCUAGACUUGACUGUUGACCCCAAUAUUGUUCAACCUGUGGUGAAAAAGGAAGAUAAACCGGAAACAUUGGCUACCUCUACAGAAGUUCCUACUGGAGAAGCUCCGUUGGGCACUUUGCCUCCUCUUUUCGAAAAAAGUAACUUUGAUAACCCGAAUGACUAUUAUAAGAAAUUGCAAGAGCAGCAACAGCAAGAGAAGCAGUUGCGUGAUGAACAGCAAAAUCAGCAAGAGGCACAGCUACUGGAACAUCAACAGCAACAGCAAGAUAAGCAGCAACAUGAUCAUCAACACCAGCAGCAAGAGCAUCAGCAGCAGCAGCAGCAACAUGAACAUCAUCAACACGAAGAAAAGCAACCGCCGUUCAAUCCUGCUGACAAUGAGAUCGAGAAUGGAAAGUCCGCAGAAGUACUCGACACCAAGCAACAACCGGAACAGACAACUCAGCAUCAUCACGCCUCUCACUAUCCAUCAAGUGAAGAACAAACCACUCCUACAACAUUUACAGAUUCGGCUUAUGAAGCAGUCUACGAAGAUGCCACACCAUUACCAGACAUUCCUUCAGAACGUCCGGGUGUCGGAACCGUCGAGCCCGUAGCUUUGCCUGCAACCUCAAGUCCUACUCCGGAGGUGCCAAUAAAGGAGGACGGCUUAAACCUCGGCCUCUUUGCCACCAUUGUCGAUACUGUUAAUAAUUUCAUUGGAAAAGAGCCACAGGCUCCUCUGGAUAGUAGUGACGAGCUGCAUAGGAUUCUUUAUCCCGGUCAGGGUGGUGGGGGAUCCCUAAAAAAAUCUUCACAAGGCUCCAUUCCAAAUAAUGAGGAGGGGUACUGUGCCCGUUUUCAACCGCAGGAUUGUCAUCGAUCCAUAUCCAUAGAUAAUUUCAUAGAGGUCGUGGCUGGUAAUCUGGUGGACCACACUCUACUUUUACUGUGUGUGGUCAUUGCGGCGGCCUCCUCGCUCUUCUUCAUCUUUGUCUACUACUGUUUUUGCAACAGCAGCCAGGAGGGAGAGCUGCUAUCGAAGCUGAACCAUCUGGAGCGCAGCUUGCUUGCUUCCCACAAGGAGAACUCCAUCAUCAAGCACGACCUAAUGACGACGCGCACCAAACUGGCCAGCAUCGAGGAUAACUCCUUUGGCUCCAAUGACAUGGUGAAUGAUUUAAAGAAGCAGCUAGAGACAGAGCUGUACGAGAAGGCAAAGUUGCAGGAGCAGGUCGUCUCACUAGAGAGGGAUCUUGAUAAUGCUGCCGAAGCCGGUCUUGAACUGAAUAAAAUGUUAUCAGAGGUCUUGGCCAGUCAGAAUGGUGAUGAGGCCUUCAUGAGUACCGUCGAUGAGCUGCAGAGGCAGUUGAACGACCAAGAGAAGAUUAUAAUUGAAAUCAACUCAAGCUUGGCGGAGAAGAGCCGAGAAAAUAGCGAACUUCAAUAUUCCUUUACGGAAGCCAAAGCGCGCCUAACCAGCGAACUAAAAUCCUUACAGGAAGAUAAUUACGAACUGGAGAUGGAAAAGUCAAAGUUGCAGACGCGAUUAGAGGAAAUCCAAUCGGAGAUGGAACUAGAACUAGCCAAGGCUCUUGAGUCCCGCAACUUUGAAAUGCAGCGCCUACAGAACCAGAUUCUGGAGCUGACUUCCAAAUGGGAGCGAGAGCAUGGUGAACUGCAGACCAGUCAUGCCAAGAUCGAGGCACUUGAAGACUGUCUCAAGGCUCUAAAGAAAGACGGAAACUUAAAUAUCCAAGAUCUGAUCACGUCGGCCAAGACACGUGGUGAGCUUAAUGCAUCCCACAAAAAGUUCAUAGAUCUGCAGUCGAAGCUGGAGCAAGAGGUCUCCAUCAAGCAGCGUGUGGAGAGCCAGCUGCAACAAUCCUCCACAGAAAUAGAGCAGCUCAAACAGGACUUUAACCAAUCGGAGCGUGACAAGCUGGAGGCCCAGACACGUCUUGAGGUUCUUUCCGGCUACUUUAGGGAAAAGGAGAAUGAGCUUAAGAAGGAACUUAGCCUACAGGAGACCAAGUGGUUGCAACAUCAAGGUGAAAACGCGAGCACGGUGGAAACGCAGACCUUGAUGAAGAACGAAAUUCAAACACUCAAAUCUCAGAAUGAUGAGCUGCGUGCUGAGAUCGAGGCUCAGAUAGCUUCGCACAAAGCACAGAUGGGAACGCUCGAAAACCGAGCACAUGAGUCAUGGCUGGCGGCUCGUCAGUCGGAACGCCGGUGUGAAGAAGCGCUGGCUGAAGCCGCCGGGCUGCGGCGAAAACUGACCACCAUGGCCAGCGGAGGCGGCGCAGCGGAUAUAGCCUCUGUGGAUGCCAACGGGGCGUCGAUGCUAGGGGCAGAACUGAAAACGGCUCCAUCGCCGCUGCCACUGCCGGGAUCACCGCUGCUAAACAUGCCAAAUCCACUGCCAUUCCUGGCGGCGCCAUUCUCUCCAUUCAUGGGCUUGCCGCCGCCAUUCCUGCCCCCCACAGCGGCAGGAGGAGCACGCCCUCCGCCCCUAGGGCGCAUGAGGUCACCUCCACCUCGAGAUCGGGAUCGCGAUCGGUAUUCUGACUACAGCGAUUAUGAUGACUACGACGACGAUGAAGAGGACGACCGGGGAAUGGAUCGUCGUCGCCGGCACAGCGGCAGCUGGGGGCGUGGUCGUCGCGACUCCUAUACGCACUCGCCCCGUACAUAUCGUUCGCUAUCCCCGUCAGAUAGUCGCUACAACUACAACGACACGGAGACGGACUUUAGCCCGCCACCAAGUCCACCGCCAGUCUCUUCUGGUCGCACCGCCGGAUCGCGGCCAUACAGCGAGGUGUGAGAGAAGUGUUCUUCCACACAACCAAGUCCUACCAAGUAUAUUAGACUCAAAACUAGUUCAAAUAUAUUUAUUAAUCAAUCAAUUAUCGAACGGACGGCGGGCGCCUUCUCAAAGCGAUCCCAUCCCAUUAACAGGGACUUCAGGAAACCCCAUCAACAUCCCCCAACUAAGAAAUCUUGUCUGACUCCUCACUGGUGAAUGAUGUCCACGAAAAUAACAGAAAUUAAACCUUGUGGAAAAAAUCAA
Messenger RNA from Drosophila bipectinata, 4609 nucleotides. It is a transcript of the gene Tango1, whose product is annotated as transport and golgi organization 1. The record is from RefSeq and is a predicted model, not a curated record. Lineage: Eukaryota; Metazoa; Arthropoda; Insecta; Diptera; Drosophilidae.